Molecule: messenger RNA, 7867 nt
Organism: Microcebus murinus (gray mouse lemur)
Lineage: Eukaryota; Metazoa; Chordata; Mammalia; Primates; Cheirogaleidae
Source: RefSeq, a predicted model, not a curated record
CUCCUGAACUGGCUGCCUCUGCUGCAGUUCAGCACAACUUCGGAGUGUCCCAGCUGAGAACUCCCCGAGCCCACAGGGAAGCAGAUCUCCAGGACGUCUUUCCUGUCCUCCUGGCCCAGUUGCCACAACAAACAGCAGCGAAGACGGCGACCAUGGGGGAUAUGAAGCUGGUCGCCUCAUCGCACGUUUCCAAAACGUCCCUCAGUGUGGACCCCUCGAGAGUCGGCUCCAUGCCCCUGACUGAGGCCCCUGCUUUCAUUUUGCCCCCUCGGAACCUCUGCAUCAAAGAAGGAGCCACCGCCAAGUUUGAAGGGAGGGUCCGGGGCUACCCAGAGCCCCAGGUGACAUGGCACAGAAACGGGCAGCCCAUCACCAGCGGGGGCCGCUUCCUGCUGGACUGCGGCAUCCGGGGCACUUUCAGCCUUGUCAUUCAUGCCGUCCGUGAGGAGGACAGGGGAAAGUACACCUGUGAAGCCACCAAUGGUAGUGGUGCCCGCCAGGUGACAGUGGAGUUGACAGUGGAAGGGAGUUUUAUGAAGAAGCAUGGUCAGCCUGUUGUUUCCAAAACCUUUGGGGACAGAUUUUCAACCCCUGCAGUGGAGACCCGCCCUAGCAUCUGGGGAGAAUGCCCCCCAAAGUUUGCUACCAAGCUGGGCCGAGCGGUGGUCAAAGAAGGACAGACAGGACGAUUCUCCUGCAAGAUCACCGGCCGGCCCCAGCCACAGGUCACCUGGCUCAAGGGAAACAUCCCGUUGCAGCCGAGUGGCCGUGUGUCUAUGUCUGAGAAGAACGGGGUGCAAGUUCUGGAAAUCCAUGAAGUCAACCCAGAGGACGUGGGCGUGUACACGUGCCUGGUGGUGAAUGGGUCAGGGAAGGCCUCCAUGUCAGCUGAGCUUUCUAUCCAAGGUUUGAACAAUGCCAGCAGGUCGUCUGUGAGAGGAGCAACGGCCGCCAGUUCCGACAGCAGGAGGGAGGUGACCAAUGGAAUCUCACAGGGGUCGAAACCGGACAGCCUAGAGACCGCAGCUGGAAGUAAGAACUGCUCCAGUCCCCAGAGGCCUGGCUCCCUGGCCUGGGCCACGAACAGCCAGCCUCAGCCCCUGCGGGAGUCCACGCCGGAGCAGUGUGGGAACCCGCCCGGAAUGGUCCCUCAGGCCCCCGUCCUCCGCAAGACUUCCAGCACCAUCACCCUGCAGGCCCCGAGGGUCCAGCCGGAAGCGAGGGCUCCAGUCUUGAGGGCCCUGUCUCCUUCCGGAGAAGAGAGGAAGAGGCCAGCUGCACCCCAUCCAGCCGCCCUCCACUCCAGGCAGUCUGGCCUGGGAAGCCAGGAAGCUGUGGGCAAGGUUGCUACCAAGAGAAUCCCCAUGGAGAGCCAGAGGGCUUUAACAUUUCCCAAAUUUGAGAGCAAGCCUCAAAGCCAGGAAGUCAGGGAAGAUCAAACAGUCAAGUUCAGAUGUGAGGUUUCAGGGAUCCCAAAGCCUGAAGUGGCCUGGUUCCUGGACGGCACCCCCGUGAGGAGACAAACAGGCACCAUUGAGGUUUAUGAAGAUGCCGGAUCCCACUACCUCUGCCUGCUGAGAGCCCGGGCCAGGGACAGCGGGAAAUACAGCUGCACGGCUUCCAAUAUCCAAGGCCAGGUGUCCUGUAGCUGGACCCUCCUCGUGGAAAGGCUGGCCGUGAUGGAGGUGGCCCCCUCGUUCUCCAGUGUCCUGAAGGACUGUACCGUCAUCGAGGGCCAGGAUUUUGUGCUGCGGUGCUCCGUGCAGGGCACCCCAGUGCCCCGAAUCACUUGGCUGCUCAACGGGCAGCCCAUCCAGUACGCUCGCUCCACCUGCGAGGCCGGCGUGGCUGAGCUCCACAUCCAGGACGCCCUGCCGGAGGAUGAUGGCACCUACACCUGUCUGGCUGAGAAUGCCCUGGGACAGGUGUCCUGCAGUGCCCGGGUCACCGUGCAUGAAAAGAAGAGUGACAGGAAGAGUGAAUACCUUCUGCCCGUGGCUCCCAGCAGGCCCGUCACACCUGUCUUCCUGCAGGGCCUCUCUGAUCUCAAAGUCAUGGAUGGAAGCCAGGUCACCAUGACGGUCCAGGUGUCAGGGAAUCCACCCCCUGAGGUCAUCUGGCUUCACAACGGGAAUGAGAUCCAGGAGUCAGAGGACUUCCACUUUGAACAGAGAGGCACUCUGCACAGCCUUUGCAUCCAGGAGGUGUUCCCGGAGGACACAGGCACGUACACCUGCGAGGCCUGGAACAGCGCCGGGGAGGUCCGCACCCAGGCCGUGCUCACAGUGCAAGAGCCUCAUGACGGCACCCAGCCCUGGUUCAUCAGCAAGCCUCGCUCGGUGACAGCCUCCCUGGGCCAGAGUGUCCUCAUCUCCUGCGCCAUAGCUGGAGACCCCUUCCCUACUGUGCACUGGCUCCGGGAUGGCAAAGCCCUCUGCAAAGACACUGGCCACUUCGAGGUGCUGCAGAAUGAGGACGUGUUCACGCUGGUCCUAAGGAAUGUGCAGCCCUGGCACGCCGGCCAGUAUGAGAUCCUGCUCAAGAACCGGGUUGGCGAAUGCAGCUGCCAGGUGUCACUGAUGCUACAGAGCAGCCCUGCCAGGGCCCCCCCACGGGGGAGGGAGCCUGCCAGCUGUGAGGGCCUCUGUGGUGGAGAAGCUGGUGCUGAUGGUGGCAGUGGUGACCACUAUGGGACCCUGAGGCCCGGCUGGCUGGCAAGAGGGCAGGGUUGGCCAGAGGAGGAGGACGGUGAGGACGUGCGAGGGGUGCUGAAGAGGCGUGUGGAGACCAGGCAGCACACGGAGGAGGCCAUCCGCCAGCAGGAGGUAGAGCAGCUGGACUUCCGUGACCUCCUGGGGAAGAAGGUGAGCACCAAGACCGUGUCGGAAGAAGACCUCAAGGAGAUCCCAGCUGAGCAGAUGGAUUUCCGCGCCAACCUGCAGCGGCAAGUAAAGCCGAAGACUGUGACCGAGGAAGAGAGGAAGGUACAUAGCCCCCAGCAGGUUGACUUCCGCUCUGUCCUGGCCAAGAAAGGGACUCCCAAGACCCCAGUGCCUGAGAAAGUGCCACCUCCAAAACCUGCUACCCCGGAUUUUCGCUCUGUGCUAGGCAGCAAGAAGAAAUCACCAGCAGAGAAUGGUAGCAGCAGCACUGAGGCCUUGAAUGCCAAAGCAGUGGAAAGUUCCAAGCCUGUGAGCAAUGCACAGCCAUCAGGGUCCUUGAAACCCAUGGGUAACACUAAGCCUGCUGAGCCCCUGAAACCCAUGGGCAAUGCCAAGCCUGCAGAGAGCCCGAAACCUGUGGGCAACACCAAGCCUGCCGAGCCCCCAAAACCCUUGAGCAACGCCAAACCCGCAGAGACCCUGAAACCCGUGGGCAACACCAAGCCUGCCGAGACCCCGAAACCCUUGAGCAACACCAAGCCCGCUGAGACCCUGAAACCCAUGGACAAUGCCAAGCCCAAUGAGACCCUAAAACCCGUGGGCAGCACCAAGCCUGCUGAGACCAUGAAAUCAGCUGGGAAAGAAGAACUCAAGAAGGACGUUAAGAAUGAUGUGAACUGCAAGAGAGGGCAAGCGGGGGCCACAGAUAAUGAAAAGAGAUCGGAGAGCCAAGGGACAGCCCCAACAUUCAAGGAAAAGCUACAAGAUGUUCAUGUGGCAGAGGGUGAGAAGCUGCUACUCCAGUGCCAGGUGUCCUCUGACCCCCCGGCCACCAUCACCUGGACGCUGAAUGGAAAGACCCUCAAGACCACCAAGUUCAUCAUCCUCUCCCAAGAAGGCUCACUCUGCUCCGUCUCCAUUGAGAAGGCGCUGCCCGAGGACAGAGGCGUAUACAAGUGUGUGGCCAAGAAUGGCGCUGGCCAGGCUGAGUGCUCCUGCCAAGUCACUGUGGACGAUGCUCCGGCCAGUGAGAACACCAAGGCCCCGGAGAUGAAAUCCCGGAGGCCCAAGAGCUCUCUUCCUCCCGUGCUAGGAACAGAGAGUGAUGCAACUGUGAAAAAGAAACCGGCCCCCAAGACUCCUCCGAAGGCAGCAAUGCCCCCUCAGAUCAUCCAGUUCCCCGAGGACCAAAAGGUGCGCGCGGGAGAGUCAGUGGAGCUGUUUGGUAAAGUGACAGGCACCCAGCCCAUCACCUGUACCUGGAUGAAGUUCCGAAAGCAGAUCCAGGAGAGCGACCUCAUCAAGGUGGAGAACAACGAGAAUGGCAGCAAGCUCACCAUCCUGGCUGCGCGCCAGGAGCACUGCGGCUGCUACACGCUGCUGGUGGAGAACAAGCUGGGCAGCAGGCAGGCCCAGGUCAACCUCACCGUGGUGGAUAAGCCAGACCCCCCGGCUGGCACACCUUGUGCCUCUGAUAUUCGGAGCUCCUCACUGACCCUGUCCUGGUACGGCUCCUCAUAUGACGGGGGCAGCGCCGUGCAGUCCUACAGCAUCGAGAUCUGGGACUCGGCCAACAAGACGUGGAAGGAGCUGGCCACGUGCCGCAGCACCUCUUUCAACGUGCAGGACCUGCUGCCUGACCACGAGUAUAAAUUCCGUGUGCGUGCAAUCAACGUGUAUGGAACCAGUGAGCCGAGCCAGGAGUCUGAACUCACGGUGGUGGGAGAGAAACCUGAGGAGCCAAAGGAUGAAGUGGAGGUGUCAGAUGACGACGAGAAGGAGCCUGAGGUCGAUUACCGGACAGUGACGGUCAAUACGGAACAAAAAGUAUCUGACUUCUAUGACAUCGAAGAGCGACUAGGAUCUGGGAAAUUCGGACAGGUCUUUCGACUUGUAGAAAAGAAAACUAGGAAAAUCUGGGCAGGGAAAUUCUUCAAGGCGUAUUCGGCAAAAGAGAAAGAGAACAUCCGGCAGGAGAUCAGCAUCAUGAACUGCCUCCACCACCCCAAGCUGGUGCAGUGUGUGGACGCCUUCGAGGAAAAGGCCAACAUCGUCAUGGUCCUGGAGAUCGUGUCAGGGGGUGAGCUGUUUGAGCGCAUCAUUGACGAGGACUUCGAGCUGACGGAGCGCGAGUGCAUCAAGUACAUGAAGCAGAUCUCGGAGGGGGUGGAGUACAUCCACAAGCAGGGCAUCGUCCACCUGGACCUCAAGCCCGAGAACAUCAUGUGUGUCAACAAGACGGGCACCAGGAUCAAGCUCAUCGACUUCGGUCUGGCCAGGAGGCUGGAGAACGCGGGCUCUCUGAAGGUCCUCUUUGGCACCCCGGAGUUUGUGGCUCCUGAAGUGAUCAACUAUGAGCCCAUCGGCUACGCCACGGACAUGUGGAGCAUCGGGGUCAUCUGCUACAUCCUGGUCAGUGGACUUUCCCCCUUCAUGGGAGACAACGACAACGAAACCUUAGCCAAUGUUACCUCAGCCACCUGGGACUUCGACGAUGAGGCGUUCGAUGAGAUCUCCGAUGAUGCCAAGGAUUUUAUCAGCAGUUUAUUGAAGAAAGAUAUGAAAAACCGCCUGGACUGCACCCAGUGCCUUCAGCACCCAUGGCUAAUGAAAGACACCAAGAACAUGGAAGCCAAGAAGCUCUCCAAGGACCGGAUGAAGAAAUACAUGGCCAGGAGGAAAUGGCAGAAAACGGGCAAUGCUGUGAGAGCCAUUGGAAGACUGUCCUCUAUGGCAAUGAUCUCAGGGCUCAGUGGCAGGAAAUCCUCAACGGGGUCACCAACCAGCCCGCUCAAUGCAGAAAAGCUAGAAUCUGAAGAUGUGUCCCAAGCUUUCCUUGAGGCUGUCGCUGAGGAAAAGCCCCAUGUAAAACCCUAUUUCUCUAAGACCAUUCGUGAUUUAGAAGUUGUGGAGGGAAGUGCUGCUAGAUUUGACUGCAAGAUCGAAGGAUACCCAGACCCUGAGGUGGUCUGGUUCAAAGAUGACCAGUCAAUCAGGGAGUCCCGCCACUUCCAGAUAGACUACGAUGAGGAUGGGAACUGCUCUUUAAUUAUUAGCGAUGUUUGUGGGGAUGACGAUGCCAAGUACACCUGCAAGGCUGUCAACAGUCUUGGAGAAGCCACCUGUACAGCAGAGCUCAUUGUGGAAACCAUGGAGGAAGGAGAAGGGGAAGGGGAAGAGGAAGAAGAGGAAGAGUGAACAAAGCCAGAGAGAAGCAUUAUAAGUCAUAUUAAAAGGACUAUUUCUCUAAGCUCAAACGACUCAAGGUAGCAAAAGCACCUAGUGUGAUAGAUUAUCUAGUUAGGUCAUUUGGGGGUUGAUUCUUCAGCAACAGCAGUUCUUGAUGGGCAUUAAUUUGAAUUAGCUGGCACUUUAAGAUACUUAGUGCAGCUAGAUUUCAUUUAAGGGAAAUCACCAGUAACUUGCCUGACCAAUUGAUUUUAGAGAGAAAGUAACCAAGAGAAAAAUUUAUCUGGGCAAAGUCAUAUAUUCCCCUACUGAAUGCACUAAUGAAAACUAAGGCCAAAACAAGGGCUCUGGCCCUGCAGCCACAGCUCAGCCAGAGUCCCUAGUGAUGGAAAGCCUCUCUUGCCCAGCUCCGGACUCCAGAAAACUGGGUCUUCUCCAGUAUUGCUGCACUUCGUUCUGAAAGCAGUUGAGCCAUUCUAAUUUUAUGAGGCACACUUUAUUCCAAAGUACGCUGCAGAUGUUCAAACUUUCCAUUUAUCUCCCCCAUUUCACCAGCCAGUUUUUCUGGAUCUGAACGUGUUAUGACCUUAAGCACUAAGGACAUUUUACUUCUUAAGUUCUGAAGACAGGUCCCCUGCUCAUGAAUGACUCUGGCUUUCUUAGGAAAAUAAAGUCUCCUUUCUUCUAAAAUCAGUGGGCUAUCUAAGCUUAUCCCCUCUUUGCAAAUGUCUAGCAGCUUCAGAUAUUUGGAUAAGAACCCAUGGAAACAAUCCUUGCUAAUGUUGCUUUUCUUCUUAAACCAGGUUUCAUAUUUGUGUUGUUAUAGAAUAUCAGCUCUGCAUGUGUGGGAAAGAUCUUUGUGUUUGAAUGUAGGAAAAACCAGUUUGCUGAAAAGUUAGUCUUAAUUAUUUACUGGCCACUAUAAAAUGGAUUUCAACUGAAAAGCUGUAGAACUCCACAUACAUUGGAAUCUCCUUCAAGAUAGUCUGAGUUUAAUAUACCUUCAUUCUCAACACUCUCCAAAGAACUUGACCUACCUUAUGGGUUCCACGAUAUUUUUCUUCUUGAAUGUGCAUCAAUCAAGCCUUGCCCCCAACCUUGAAAUAUAUUCUUAGACCUGAUAAAUGCACUCAGACUUGCAUCUAUAGGGAUUUUUAACUUUCUUUCACUACAUUGGCACUUAAAUUUUUUCUUUAGAAAACUUUUUGAAGGUCAUAAACAAAGACCAUAAUUGAUAUACCUGAUAUUCCUGUGUGUGUGUGUGUAACAUUCCAAAUACUUUUUUUCUUUUCCACUGUUUGUAAAGUGAAGCAAUUUAAUAUUUCAAUGGAUUUUUUAACAGUUCCUUAAGAACCAAUUUUAAAUUACUUCAGUGCAAUUCUACACAGUAUCAACAUUAGAAUUUUUAUCUUAUUCUUAUGUUAACUUUAUCUGCUUUUUGCUGCUAGUUUCAAAUUGCCAGUAUUUUCCUUUUUGCUUUUUAAACAGUUACAAUAUUUUUCAUAAUAGCCACAGUAUUGCCACAGUUUAUUAUAAUAAAGGGUUUUUAUUUGAUUUAGAAUAGUCAAAGCUUUUUUCCCAACACUUUUGUGUUUAGACUAUAAUCCUUGUGUGUGUGUAUGUUGUGUGUGUGCGUGUGUGGUAUAUAUGUGUGUUUACAGGCUAAUGCCUUCUUGAAAUUGUGCUAAUGUUCUCUCAGUUUAUUAUACCAUCAGAAUGGUAAAUGAGAACACUACAACUGUAGUUAGCUCACAAUUUUUAAAUAAAGGAUACCACAGUGCAUGUUGUUUGUUCAA